CAACGUCGACGCGUAUUCGGGUCCCGCCCUGCGCGGGCUGACGCAGCCACGGAGUGAUGUUUGAUGAUGUCGCCUAGCAGCUGCUGUUGCCUCCGGUAGCUUCAACGGAGACGGGAAAAACUAUUUUAAAUUCAAGAUGCCACCCAAUUUAGAUUGGAAGAAGCUUAUGAGAAUUGAUGCUGACGAUCUGCCUCGUCAAGAAGAACUGGCAGAUAGUUUGCUGGUGACUGUAUCCAAGGUUGAAGGAAAUGACUUAAAAGGUGAAAAUCUUGAACAUGUGGUACAUCUUUUUAAAAUUACACAGUCACUAAUGAAGAUGAAAGCCCAAGAGGUAGAGCUGGCUUUAGAAGAAGUUGAAAAAGCUGGGGAGGAGCAAGCCAAAUUUGAAAAUCAAUUAAAAGCAAAGGUUCUGAAACUAGAAAAUGAAUUAGAGAUGGCACAGCGAGCUGUUGGUGGUCGUGAUACUCGGUUUUUGCGUGAUGAGAUCCGUCGGCUGGAAAAGCAAUUGGAACAAAAAGACAGAGAAUUAACAGAUAUGGAAAAGGAGCUAGAAAAAGAGAAGAAAGUUAAUGAACAGCUUGCUCUUCGAAAUGAGGAUGCAGAAAAUGAAAACAGCAAGUUAAGAAGAGAGAAUGAACAACUUCGCCAGGAUGUAAUUGACUACCAGAGACAAAUAGAUUCACAAAAGGAAAUGCAUAUGUCACGUAGAGGAGAUGAGUCUGAUUACAGAUCUCAAUUAUCCAAAAAGAACUUUGAGCUUGUCCAAUAUCUGGAUGAAAUUCAGAGUUUGACUGAAACUAAUGAGAAAUUAGAAGCUCAAAACCAGGAAAUGAGGAAGAACUUGGAAGAAUCAGUGCAGGAAAUGGAGAAGAUGACUGAUGAGUAUAACAAAAUGAAACUUAUUGUGCAGCAGUCUGAUAUUGUUAUGGACCAAUUAAGAAAGGAAAAUGAACAGUAUAAGUUUCAGACCCAGGAACUAACAGACCAACUUAAAGCAAAAAAUGAAGAAGAUGAUCCCCUCAUAGCAGCUGUAAAUGCAAAAGUUGAAGAAUGGAAGAGAAUCUUGGCUUCUAAAGAUGAUGAAAUCAUAGAAUAUCAGCAGAUGUUGUUUAACUUGAGAGAGAAACUGAAAAUGGCUCAACUUGAUGCAGACAAAAACAACGUUAUGGCACUCCAGCAGGGAGUGGAAGAACGAGACAGUCAGAUCAGGUUGCUCACUGAGCAAGUUGAACAAUAUACAAAAGAAAUGGAAAAAAAUGCAUUGAUUAUUGAGGAUUUGAAAAAUGAACUCCAAAAAGAUAAAGGUUUCUCAUCUCUUGCUCAGCAGAAUCAUAUUAGAGAAAUACAGGAAAAAUUACAACUGCUAGAACAUAGAACUAAAGAGGCUGAGAGAGUGGCAGAAUUAGCAGAGUCUGAUGCUAGGGAAAAGGACAAAGAACUCAUUGAGGCUCUGAAGCAAAUGAGAGUCUAUGAAACGGGAAUAUAUGGUUUGGAAGAUGCUGUUGCUGAAAUAAAGGAUUUAAAAAAGCAGAUUAAAAUAAGAGAUCGUGAGACUGAAGGAUUGAUUAAGGAAGUGAACAAACUUGAACUUAAAAUCAGUGAUUUUCUUGAUGAAAAUGAAGACCUCAGGGAACGCUUAGGUCUUGAUCCAAAGACAAUGAUAGAUUUAACUGAAUAUAAAAACAGCAAGGCACUAAAACAGCAGCAGUACAGAGCUGAAAACCAGAUCCUUUUAAAAGAGAUUGAAAGACUGGAAGAAGAAAGAGUUGCCCUGAAACAACAGAUUCGUAAACUGGCUCAGGAGAAAGGAAAAAGAGCGGCAAUGUUAGGAUUGGAUGCAGAUGACCUGCAGCUGAUUGAUAGCUUUACUGAGGAUCUGAAGAUAAAAAAAGGGAAAUCAGACUUCAUGAGCACAGUUAAUGUUGAUGAAGUUAAAGCAAAGAAUAAGCAGAUAUCCAGGGAUUUGUUGGCCAAGAACACAUUAUAUAGAAAUGCAGAACUUGCGCUUGAGAGAUACAGAAGCCAAGCAGUGCAGAAUGAAUACCUUGCAAAAGAAUUAAAUGAGAGAGAGAAAGAUUUGGAAUGGAACAGGACUGCGAUAGCCAAAUUUCAAUCUAAAUUAAAAGAAUUAUCAGAAGAAAACAAGCAGCUUGAGCAAGGAAUGAAAGAGAUAUUACAAGCUGUCAAGGAAAUGCAGAAGGAUCCUAGUGUGAAAGGAGGAGAAACAGCCUUAAUGAUCCCUAGUCUGGAGCGAUUAGUAAAUGCAAUUGAAUCAAAGAAUGCAGAGGGAAUAUUUGAUGCCAGUUUGCAUUUGAAAGCUCAAGUUGACCAGCUUACGGGGCGAAAUGAAGAAUUGAGGCAGGAGCUGAAAGGAUCUCGAAAAGAGGCAACAAAUUUCUCUAACCAGUUAGCAAAUGCUAAUGUAAAGAUUGCACAACUUAAAGAUGAAGUUUGUUUGUUACGUCAAUCGGAAGGCGCCAAUAUAGUAUUCAGAGGAGUAAACCGUCCAGAAGGGAUGACUCCUUCAAGUGCUAAUAUAGUUAAUUCUCAGAACGAAUAUUUAAUACAUCUUUUACAGGAACUAGAAAAUAAAGAACUAUUACUUAAGAAAUUAGAAGAAGCAGUAGAAGAAUAUAAGCGAAAAUUUGCAGUAAUUCGCCAUCAACAAGGCUUGCUAUAUAAGGAAUAUCAAAGUGAAAAAGAAAGUUGGCAAACAGAAUCUGAAAAAAUGAAAGAAGAAAGGAAGAAGCUAGAAGAUCAAAAGCAACAUGAUGCUAUGAAAAUAAAGGAAUACAAUAAUUUACUGGAUGCACUUCAGCUGGGUACGGAUGAAACCAAAAAACUGCUUGCAGAAAACAGUAGAAAAAUGACAGUCUUGAGAGUGAAUGAACGGUCACUGACAAGGCAGUAUACAACUUUACUUGAAAUGGAGCGGCACCUUAGAAAAGAAAACGAGAAACAAAAGGCUGAACUAACAGCAGUGGAAACUGCAGUUGGAGAAAAGAUUGGACACUUGCAGCGAUUCAAGGAACUGGCAAGCUUUAAGAUUGCAGCUCUGCAAAAAGCUUUGGAUGACAGUGUGCCUCUGUCUGAGCUAGAACUGGCUAAUAAGCAGUAUAAUGAGUUAACUGCUAAAUACAGGGAUAUGCUACAAAACGAUAACUUGCUUGUCCAGAGAACAACUAACUUGGAGCACAUGGAGAGUGAGAAUACAUCCUUGAAGGAACAGAUAAAUUCAUUAAAUAAAGAACUUGAAAUCACAAAAGAAAAACUUCACACUGUAGAACAAGCUUGGGACCAAACAACUAAGUUGGGGGGUGACAAUGCCAUGGACAAGGCCACAAAAGCAAUUACCAACAGUGAGAUUGUUUCUAUUUCUAAGAAAAUCACUGUGCUGGAAAUGAAGGAACUAAACGAAAGACAGAGAGCUGAACACUCGCAACGAAUGUAUGAACACUUAAGAAAUACUUUAAAGCAAGUGGAAGAACGUAACUUUGAACUGGAAACAAAGUUUGCUGAGCUUACUAAAAUCAACCUCGAGGCACAAAAAGUGGAACAGACAUUAAGAGAUGAACUGACAAACAGUGUGAGUAAAGCAAUAAGUGGUGCGGAUAGACGAAAAAUCAUGGAGCUAGAGAAGAGUGAAAUGGAGCUGAAGAUUGAGGUAUCAAAGUUAAGGGAGCUUUCUGAUAUUGCCAAAAUGCAAGUUGCAGCUCUGGAGGCACGGCAGCAAUCCAGAGAGAAGGAAGUGGAAUCCCUUCGAAUGCAAGUUUUAGACUAUCAGGCACAGUCAGAUGAAAAGGCACUUAUUGCAAAAUUACACCAGCAUAUCGUAGCUCUUCAGAUUAGUGAGACCACUGCUGUGGGCAAGCUAGAAGCACUUACAAUGAAACUGCAAAAGAUGGAGAUUUAUAAUCUACGCCUAGAACAGAAGCUUGAUGACAAAGAGCAGGGAUUAUACUACGCCCGACUAGAAGGGAGAAAUAGAGCCAAACAUCUACGCCAGACUGUGCAAUCUCUGCGACGACAGUUUAGUGGUGCUCUGCCAUUGACACAACAGGAGAAAUUCUCUAAAACCAUGAUUCAGCUACAGAACGACAAACUAAAAGUCAUGGAAGAAGUCCAGCAUGCCCAGGAAGAGCGUCGAAACAUAGAGAACAGAGCAAUGGAGAUGGAAUUAAAAGUAAAAGGUUUAGAAGAGUUAAUAGGCACAUUGAAAGAUACAAGAGGAGCCCAAAAGGUAAUUGAGUGGCAUAUGAAAAUGGAAGAACUUCGUCUCCAGGACCUUAAACUGAAUCGAGAGUUAGUCAAACAAAAAGAAGAGAUGAAAUAUUUGAAUAAUAUCAUUUCUGAAUAUGAGCGUACAAUCAGCAGUCUGGAAGAAGAAAUUGUACAGCAGAGCAAGUUUUUUGAAGAGCGGCAGAUGGCUUGGGAUCAGAGAGAAGUAGAGUUAGAACGUCAACUAGACAUAUAUGACCGUCAGCAAAAUGAAAUACUUAGUACUGCUCGAAAGCUUGAAGAGGCUACAGGUUCAGUUCCAGAUCCUAGUUUGCCCCUUGCACAGCAGCUUGAGCUAGCUUUGAGGAAAAUUAGGGAGCACAUUCGAACAAUCCUAGAAACUCGGGCAACCUGCAACUUAUUAGAAGAGAAACUCAAAGAGAAAGAAACUGCACUGUGGAAAGCAGAACAAAAUGUUCUAACAAGGGACAGAGUUAUAAAUGAACUAAGGCUUCGAUUACCUGUAACCGCAGAAAGAGAGAAGAUAAUAGCUGAGCUAGGUCGAAAAGAAGAUGAUCCAGAAUACCACCAUGCCCUGAAAGUUGCCCACCAAACCAUUACAAAUAUGCAAGCAAGACUAAAUCAAAAGGAGGAAGUGUUGAAGAAGUAUCAGCAUCUCCUUGCAAAAGCUAGAGAGGAGCAAGAGGAAAUCGCAAAGAAACAUGAAGACCACCUCCAGGUUCUACAUCAGAAGCUAGAUUUGCAAGCUGAUAAUUCACUUAAUAAAUUCAAACAAACUGCUUUGGAGUUAAUGAAAAAACCUUCUUUAUCAGUUCCCACCAACAAACAUUUCAUUCGUCUGGCUGAGAUGGAACAAACAGUAGCAGAACAGGACAACUCUAUUGCUUUACUUCUAGGCAGAUUAAAGAAAACAUCAUUAGAUUUGGAGAAACAAAAACAACUUACUUUAUUAAAAAUCAGAGAGUUUGAAAGCAUCAAGGCUCAGCUUGAAGAAAAGCAUAUAGCUGAAGUGAAAAAAAUGAAAGAUGAAGCAAAUGAAUUGAGGAACCUGUUAUCUGAGAUAGAGAAGGAAUUGCUGCAAGUAAAAACUGAAUUAGAGGCCCAAAAAGAAGCAAAUAAUAGAGCGCCAACAACUACAAUGAAAAACCUAGUGGAAAGGUUGAAGAACCAGUUAGCCUUAAAAGAGAAACAACAGAAAGCUUUGAGUAAAGCGCUUUUGGAGCUCCGAGCAGAAAUGACUGCUAAUGCUGAACAGCAGAUUAUUUCUGUAGCAUCACAAAAAGAGGCAUACAUGAAUGUUCAGCAGAUUGUUGACAAACAAACAAAGGAGCUCACGAUUCAUAUAGAGGAAUUAAAUGAGCAACUUACAAAAUUCAAAGAUGCCCUUAAAGUAAGUAAAACUAGAGAGCGCUCUUUAUUAGAUGAGAUGGAUGAUUUAAAUCAAGAACUUCAAAAAAAGCAAAAAGCCAUUACUAAAGGGCUAAGAGAAAAAGAAGAAAUGGAAAAUGAAAAUGAAGAACUGAAAAAGCGGAUAAAAAGACUAACAAACAGCAUUCAGAGCAAAGCUGAUGAACAAAAAUGUAUUGAUGAACUUCAGAAAAAGAUUAAAAAGCUUGAAAGUGAAGUUGAAAAGAGUGAGGAGGUAGAAAAGAAAAGUUUAAAAGAAGACAAGAGCUCUAGAGAAGAAAUAGCUAGGUGGGAAGAGGGUAAAAAAUGGCAAGCCAGAAUGGAAGGGAUGCGGAACAAACUAAAAGAAAAGGAGAAGGAAAUGGACGCUUUAACAAAACAGUUCAGUACAUUAAAGGAACUUUAUUCCAAAGCUGAUAAAGAGAAAAUUGCUUUACAAAAGAAGCUCAAGACCAGCAGUAUUACUGUUGACCAUGUUGUGGGAGUGCGGGCGUCAGAGUCAGAGAAAGAGCUGGAAGAACUAAGAAAACGGAAUAUAGACUUAGAAAAUGAAAUUGCUCAUAUGAGAACACAACAAGCUCUCCCACGAGAUUCUGUGGUAGAAGAGUUACAUUUAAAAAAUCAAUAUUUGCAGGAAAAGCUUCAUGCAUUGGAGAGGCAGUUUUCAAGAGACACAUUUUCAAGACCUUCGACGUCAGGAAUAGGAUCAGAUGAUCAGUGUCAAAGACAACAGGAGCUUCAGAAAGAAAAUUUGAGAUUAUCAUCUGAAAAUGUUGAACUAAGAUUCCAGCUAGAGCAGGCUAAUAAAGAUCUGCCAAGAUUAAAGGACCAAGUAGGUGACUUGAAAGAAAUGUGUGAGCUUCUCAAAAAAGAGAAAGCAGAAGUUGAGCGCAAGCUAGGCAGUGUUAGAGGGUCUGGUAGAAGUGGAAAGACCAUUCCAGAAUUAGAAAAAACCAUUGGUUUGAUGAAAAAGGUUGUAGAGAAAGUGCAGAGAGAAAACGAAGAUCUGAAAAAAUCCCCAGGAGUUGUCUCUAAUGAGAAACUAGUUAGCCUUGAACUUGAAAAUGAGAGGCUAAAGUCUGAAAUGGAAAAAAUGAAACUUCAUCUGGGUGGCCAGCUGAGUAUGCGUUAUGAAUCAAAAACCAGAGGCAUGGAAAAAAUCAUUGCUGAAAAUGAGAGACUACGUAAAGAGCUGAAAAAAGAGGCUGACACUGCAGAGAAGCUACGAAUAGCAAAGAAUAACAUAGAGAUAAUAAAUGAGAAGUUGACUGUGGAACUGGAGGACACUGUUAAGAGGUUAAACUUUGCUGAAAGCAGAGGUCCACAACUCGAAGGAGCUGACAGCAAAAGCUGGAAAUCAAUUGUUGUAACAAGGAUGUAUGAAACUAAAAUGAAAGAACUGGAAACUGAUGUUGCCAAAAAAAAUCAAAGCAUUACUGAUCUUAAACAGCUACUGCAAAAGGCAACAGAACGUGAACACAACAUUGAAAAACACACACAAGACUUGAAGGAACAGAUUGAGCUUCUCAAACACUUUCCUGAAGGUGUUAGCACGGAGCAAGGCCUUGCCAGAGAGCUUCAGCUUCUCAGAUUAACCAGUAAUCAACUGGAGAAGGAAAAAGCAAAACUAGCUCACCAGGUGGAGGCUUACCGACAUCAAACAGGCACCAAUGCAAGCGAAGGCUCUGCAGCCGAGAAAGGCAGAAUUGACAAGUUAAUGGUAGAUAUAGUAGAUCUCCAGACACAGCUGCAAGCCUCAGAUCUGGAAAAACAGCAACUUACAGAAGAAAUCAAACAACUGAAAAGAGAACUGGAUAACUUUGACCCUUCCUUUUUUGAAGAAAUUGAGGAUCUGAAAUACAACUACAAUGAAGAAGUGAAAAAAAAUAUUAUCUUGGAGGAGAAAUUAAAGAAGCUUUCUGAACAGUUUGGUGUUAAAGUGGAUAUUCCAGCCAAUGUGUCUAUUGAUUAAAUCCAUGUUAAGUAUUUUAAGAACUAACACCUAAAUUGAGUCAGUAGGCUGUUAUAUGUAAUACCACUUAUAUGCAAGCCUGAUUCUAAUUUCUCACCAUUGUGAAUUAGGACCAGCUUCAUUGAAGUUACAAUAGUUUGACACCAGAGAGAGAGAAGCAGCAGACUUUUCAAAAAAGUUACUAAAAUCUUGUCAUUAGUGCUUCAGAUCCAAUAGAUCUAGCAAUCAAUGUGAAAACUUGUCUUACCACCUCCCCACUUGUUUUGCAUAUUUUAUGCUUUAGUUCAGAAAUGACAGCAGGGGAGAUCAAAGGAUUUGAGCAAUCCUGGGGUGAGGAAGCCCUUGACUUCAAAGCCAGACCUGCUGCAUAACAGAAAGAAUUGUAGUACUUCAGCAAGGCAAUGAACUUUUUUUGUACUUAGAUGUAAAGCUAAUUUAAUUUAUUUGAAAACUGUCAAUAUUUGUAUAGAUCUAGUGUUGGUGGAUGUUUGGUACAUGCAGAGCACAGAUGUAAAUAGAACCAAAUUGUGAGAAUACACAAUUUGUAUUGUCUAUUUUUCUAAGUUAAGUAUUUGAAACAUUACUUUACAUGCUGCUCUUGAUAAAGUUAUUUUCUAAACGGUUAUGGACUAUUUUUUCAAAAUAAUUAAAACGAGUUUACAUUUUA
Messenger RNA from Caretta caretta (loggerhead turtle), 8285 nucleotides. RefSeq names its product centrosomal protein 290 (gene CEP290). The record is from RefSeq and is a predicted model, not a curated record. Gene Ontology annotation, biological process: camera-type eye development; kidney development; non-motile cilium assembly. Lineage: Eukaryota; Metazoa; Chordata; Testudines; Cheloniidae. Gene Ontology annotation, cellular component: centriolar satellite; ciliary transition zone.